Messenger RNA from Nezara viridula (southern green stink bug), 312 nucleotides. The record is from the annotation of a GenBank genome assembly. Lineage: Eukaryota; Metazoa; Arthropoda; Insecta; Hemiptera; Pentatomidae.
AUGCAGACAGCAGUGGCCGAUAGCAGGAGCGAAGGGCAGGAGUGCUGCUGGAACGGGUGGGACUGGGGGGAGCCGCGGAGGAGGGCCCCGCCCCGGCAGCCCAGCCCCACGGUCCUCAGGAGGCGGCGGCUAGCGGCCAACGCCAGGGAGAGGCGGAGGAUGAACGGGCUCAACGAGGCCUUCGACCGCCUCCGCGAGGUCAUACCCUCCAUCGGCCAGGACCACAAGCUGUCCAAGUUCGAGACCCUCCAGAUGGCGCAGUCCUACAUCGCCGCGCUCUCCGAGCUCCUCGAGAGGUCUGGGGCCAGGUGA